Carassius gibelio (silver crucian carp) is the source of this 4306-nucleotide messenger RNA. RefSeq names its product cytoplasmic protein NCK1. Gene Ontology annotation, biological process: positive regulation of endoplasmic reticulum stress-induced intrinsic apoptotic signaling pathway; positive regulation of translation in response to endoplasmic reticulum stress; negative regulation of PERK-mediated unfolded protein response. NCBI's taxonomy places the organism in Eukaryota, Metazoa, Chordata, Actinopteri, Cypriniformes, Cyprinidae. Bases 259 to 1404 code for a protein of 381 amino acids. Gene Ontology annotation, molecular function: ephrin receptor binding. The transcript has 5 exons. The record is from RefSeq and is a predicted model, not a curated record.
AGAUAGCGCAGCAGUGCUGUGAGUAGAACCGCAGGUCGAGGUCUCCUCACGUUGGAUGCCUAGAAAAACCAUUCCCGUGAAACAAUGAAGCUGAGAAAACACGCCUGUGAUCUAAACAGAGCUGAUCAUCGAGUGUGAGCCGGAGACACGAAGACACGGGGUCAGGGUGCACACCGGAGCACUCGAAGGUCUGCCAUAGAGCAUCUCUACGAAGAUAUCCACAGCUUUGAUGCAGCACAGUGUUGAAAUAAAUCCAAGAUGACGGAAGAGGUGAUUGUCAUCGCCAAGUUUGAUUACAUGGCCCAGCAGGACCAGGAGCUGGACAUUAAGAAGAACGAGCGUCUCUGGCUCCUGGAUGACUCCAAGUCCUGGUGGCAUGUACGAAAUGCUACCAACAAGACCGGUUUCGUGCCAUCUAACUACGUCGAACGAAAGAACAGCGCAAGGAAAGCCUCAAUCGUCAAGAACCUCAAAGACACUUUAGGGAUCGGCAAGGUGAAACGGAAAACAGGCAUGCGUGAAACAGCCUCCAACGCCGACUCUGACUUGUGUCCAGACAAUAGUGAACGUCUGUAUGACCUAAACCUUCCUGCGCUUGUCAAAUUCAGCUACACGGCUGAGCGGGAAGAUGAGUUGUCGUUGGUUAAGGGCACAAGGGUCAUCGUUAUGGAGAAGUGCAGUGAUGGCUGGUGGAGGGGGAGCUACAAUGGCCAUUCGGGAUGGUUCCCGUCCAACUACGUGACAGAGGAUGCAGAUGGAUCGGCGAGCAACGACUCUGCCGGCUUGUCCGAGAAAUCGGCUGCUGUUGUUCAUAGUGUGAACGGCAACCGGGUGCUGCACACAGUACAGGCUCUCUACCCAUUCAGCUCGGGCAACGAUGAAGAGUUGAACUUUGAGAAGGGGGAGGUUAUGGAUGUUGUGGAGAAGCCAGAAAACGACCCAGAGUGGUGGAAGUGUCGCAAAGCCGAUGGGCAGAUGGGACUUGUUCCAAAGAACUACGUGACUGUUCUGGAGGAGUCGCACAACUCGGCCAGCAUGGUCGGGCCGCCCACACCUGACUGUGACUACAUUGAGCCUUCAUCCAGUGGACGUUUUGCUGGCAAGCAGUGGUACUAUGGGAAGGUGACGCGUCAUCAGGCAGAGGUGGCACUCAACCAGAGGGGCACAGAGGGAGACUUUCUUAUCCGGGACAGCGAGUCCUCACCCAAUGACUUUUCAAUAUCGCUGAAAGCUCAGUCCAAAAACAAGCAUUUCAAAGUCCAAAUGAAGGACAACCUGUACUGCAUCGGACAACGCAAGUUUAACUCAAUGGAGGAGUUGGUGGAACACUACAAAAAGGCACCCAUCUUCACCAGCGAUCAGGGUGACAAACUCUACCUGGUCAAGGCUCUGGCUGCCUCCUGAUCCAAGUAGAAAGAAUAUCAAGUUAACAAUGACUACACUUCCAGACAGACAGACUGGGAAUAUCAAGCAUUCCAAGAAAGGGAGGUACUGGGAGAGACAGACAAUGGACUCCCGUUCAUUUGCUCGGAAAAAUGCUUGAAUUUCAUUGAGGGACACGCCCAAUGUAUCAAAAUACAGUAUGUUUAGACCAUAGGUGAUAAAGUGUAUUUUGAUGUCAACAUGUAUUAGAAUUACAACCUAGGUCGUCUUUUGUUAAUAUAUAUUCUUUUCAUUCAUUCUUUAACUUCCUUGUCCUUUCAAGUUUCUGCUAUUGAAGUCCUGACUGAGGAGAACUUUUCUCAACAUUUUUGAGAGGUCUUACCUACGGUGUUACUGCCUGCAAAUGCCUGAACCACACGGAACUGUUGAAAUUGAUGUAAUCUGCUAUAUUUAUUAGGAAUCAAUAUUUCUGCAAUAUGCACCAACAAUUAAAGUGAGUGACCAAAACCAAUAUUCCGAAUUAGGCACAAUGAUUUUGGGAUUAAUCUUGAACUAUAGUCUGCCAAUUGCAUGUUUCCAACAUUAAAUCAAGCUUGAGGUCUCGUUUAGGAUAUAUACAUCUGUAUUUAUGAGGGGUAACAUUUCUUAAGUUCUGCUUCCCUGACAAUCAAGGUUCUUAUGAUUGUGGUUUGUUAGCUAGCUUUAACAAUAGAGUCCUACAUUUAUUCAGACAUCUUGAAACUGUCAGAAACCAUGCCAUGCUAUAAUAUGAUGCGUCUCCGCUUUCUCAAAGUGCUUAGCUGUGAUUAAUGACUUCUACUAGACAUUUAUUUGAAUAUGGGAGCUUGUGCAAGAUUUGCAGAUCUUCAUUGGAGCCUGAAUUUCAAUGCCAUGACUGAAGAUUAAAGAAAAUUAAACCACAUUUGUGUACACAAUAGGUAUUUUAUGAUUCAGUGUUUUACUAAUAAAAACUGCCUUUCAUGAACAAGGCUGCCAUCGCAUUACAAUUGUUGUAAUGGGUAUGGUUUUUGUUAUUGAUGGUGGGGGAGGAUUGGUAUAAAGAUUCAUCAGGUGUUUGUCUUUUCUUUGUUUGGCACUCAUUUGGUUGCACACUUUCUCAAAUGAGCUUAUGUAUUGUAAUGUAGCGGAUGAAUGAAAAUGUGUCGGCAUGAAGGCAGCAUUGUGAACUCAGGUUUCAAGGAAGUAUCCACUUUGCUUGGCGAUCAAGAUCCACAGUGCUGCUUCCUUUUAUUUUUUCCAACAGUUUAUGAUAAACGGAGAGAGACGUUCCAUUGAGCAUCAGAGGUUUAUGUAAAACUUCAUAGAUAAGUAUGUUUGCUGCACCAGGCAAUGGGAAAGACACUUCCCUGGACAUGUCUCUGUUUCAAGUUGGAAAAAUGGGGAAGUUUCUUUUCUGAAGACUUAUGAGUAGGGUGAUGAUCUGGGCUCUUCUCCAGGGGACCAUCACUAUGACUAUAAUUACUUGUCCAGCUGUUCGGAGCUGGACUGGGGCGAGAGUUGAGGAAUGAGGAUUGUUUUUUGGGAGUGGGGUCGCUGAGACAUGCAAGUACUUGUUGGAAAAUAUCUACCAAGAACCUAUGAGAUCAACCCUACUAACAAAUUGUAGGUUUUGAUCAACCAGUUGAGAUUCACUUGUUUUGGAUGAGGGAUUUCUUAGAUAUUUAGUCAUAUCACAGUUUGUGCUUUAAAAUGUGCCUUCAUCUCAGUUGUUGGAGCCAAAGUUUUGGUGUCCGUCUACACUAUUAUAAGAUUGUUAUUUGAGUAUCGCUUUGCAUGUGCGUAAUACACCCCUGAUAAGUGACUGGAGUGCACGGACCAUGUCCUGGUCAUACAAACAUCCACGUUGAGGAACUUAUGAUUUGUCUCCUGACUGAAGUGACCUUACCAUAUAGACCAGGGGUGUCCAAUCCUUCUCCUGGAGGGGCCAGUGUCCAACAGAAUUUAGCUCCAACCAGCUUCAACACACUCGAGUUGGAAGACCUGGAAGUAAGUUUUAUUAAGGCUGGAACUAAAACUUGCAGGACAGUGGCCCUCAAAGAACUGGUUUUGGCACCCCUGAUAUUGACCUUAGGGUAAAAGCCAUAUUCAAGUUCAAGGGGUUAAACCAGGAGUGUUCAUUUCUGCAGUGUUUAGCUCCAAUACACUUGCUGGAAAUUCCUAGUAAUCCUGACGGUCUUGAUUAGCUGGUACAUAUGUGUUUAAUUCUGCAAGAAGUUGGCCAUCUAAGACAGUGUUUCCCAAUCCUGGUCCUGGAGAACCCCCAACACUCUCUCUUAUCUGACAAAUAUUGGAAGUCUUGGGAGUCUUUACUAAUGAGCUGAUGAAUUGAAUCAACUGAGAGACAUCUAAAAUGUGAAUUUUUUGGUUCUCCAGGAUUGGGAACCACUGAAAGGGUGGGAUUGGACACCCUUCAGUGAGCAAAAAGAGUAUACCUGUCAGCUUAUGAGGUAGCUAUAAACUGAAAGAGGUACUUUAUUAAUCAUGCAGACUCAGUUAGCAGUUUUUUUUUUACCUGUCAAUUAUUUUGGGAACAUGGUGGUUUUCAGUGAUUUUGAACUGUUUAUACUGAAAAAAAUCUUUUAGAUCCAUCCAAGCUUUGAAUUAUGUGGCACUGUAAUUGUUGUGGCUAAAAUGUCAUUAAAUUGUUACAAAAGAAUGAAUUCUUAAUUCAGGCCCCUUGAUCUUCUACUGAAAAGCAAACAUAGUUGCUGUUGUGGGCUGAAUGGACCAGUUUUACGGAGUAACCUCAUUUUAUCUGAACUGUAAGUGAACCGUUUCUAUAAAUGGGCCUGGAGGUGAUGAGAAAAUCAAAUGUAGUUGUGUGCUCAAGAUGAAACUCCUCCUUGUAUGUAAGAGGAGUUUAUCAGACUGUACAAAGGAAGAAAUAAACUACAUAAAUCAA